This is a messenger RNA of Guillardia theta CCMP2712, 426 nucleotides long. It is a transcript of the gene mutYH, whose product is annotated as mutYH base excision repair protein. Gene Ontology annotation, molecular function: adenine/guanine mispair binding; purine-specific mismatch base pair DNA N-glycosylase activity; oxidized purine DNA binding. The record is from RefSeq and is a predicted model, not a curated record. Gene Ontology annotation, cellular component: nucleus. The annotation marks the transcript as partial. NCBI's taxonomy places the organism in Eukaryota, Cryptophyceae, Pyrenomonadales, Geminigeraceae. Gene Ontology annotation, biological process: mismatch repair; base-excision repair. The transcript is spliced from 4 exons.
AUCGCGCAGCUGCUGGUUGAGUGGUACCAGGUGAACAGGAGGGACCUGCCCUGGAGGGAUCAGAAGCGCUGGUCACAAGCAGCGUACGCGAAGAGGUCGAGUGCUGACGUGGCGGUGGAGGUGUGGGUGUCGGAGAUCAUGCUGCAGCAGACGCGGGUGCAGACUGUCAUCCAGUACUUCCAGCGAUGGAUGGAGAGGUGGCCGACGGUCGAGGAUCUAGCAUCCGCGACUGAGGAAGAAGUGAACGAAGUGUGGAGCGGAUUGGGAUACUACAGGCGCGCGAAAUUUCUUCUCUUGGGAUCACGAGCAGUGGUUGAGAAGUACGGUGGUGUCCUGCCGCAGAAAGCUGAGGAGCUGAAGAAAAUCCCGGGGAUCGGCGACUACACGGCAGGAGCCAUAUCCUCCAUCGCCUUCGGUCAGCAGGUG